This is a messenger RNA of Talaromyces marneffei, 1524 nucleotides long. RefSeq lists its product as uncharacterized. The record is from RefSeq and is a predicted model, not a curated record. Gene Ontology annotation, cellular component: nucleus. Lineage: Eukaryota; Fungi; Ascomycota; Eurotiomycetes; Eurotiales; Trichocomaceae. Gene Ontology annotation, molecular function: sequence-specific DNA binding; zinc ion binding; DNA-binding transcription factor activity, RNA polymerase II-specific. Gene Ontology annotation, biological process: positive regulation of transcription by RNA polymerase II. The transcript is spliced from 2 exons. Bases 1 to 1524 code for a protein of 507 amino acids.
AUGCAGUCAAUAGACGAGGCCGGCAAACCGCGGUAUCGCGCCGCCUGUGACGCAUGUCGUCAGUCCAAAGUCCGUUGUUCAGGCGGCGGGGUCUGCAUUCGUUGCAAGAAACAUGACUACAAAUGUCGAUACAGCAUUGCUCAUCGAGCAGGUAAACCAAAGGGUAGCAAGAACAAGGCUACACUGAAGAAAUUAGAGAAUCUUCAGGCUGCUCAACUGGGAAAACUUGCAUUGGGCGGUGGAACUGGUGUGGUUUCUACAAGCAUGAUAUCGAGGCCUUUGACGGAUGCCGAGUUUCCUCAGCAGAGGAAGAGAAGGAACAUCUCAACACACGAUAUCAGAGCACGAUAUGAGCUCGUGCAUCCUUCUCAGCUGCAUAUGAGAAAUCCUUCUCAUCCGAUGGCGCGCAAAUACCUCUGUGCAGAUCCCAUGUUCCCCGUGUAUCCAUCACCUACAUCUCCAGCAGAGCCACACUUGUGGGAAGGGGGUAUGCCGUCGACAGACAUAGGAUUCUACGAUUCUCUCGAGACUGUGUACGGACAUGCCUCACCUACGUUGGCACCAUACCUGCCUUCACCAAGUGAAGAAGCGACAACUGCGUUCAGUUUACAGUCCAAUUCACCAACAGUGGCCCGCGUAUGUCAUUGCAUUGAUAGACUGGAUGCGAGUCAGAGGCAGAUAUCUACUCUCGACCCGGAUCUUACCUUGUGGCGUUUUGACCCUACUGUGGAACUCGUCACAGCUUCUUUGUCAUCGAGCCAUAUCUUUCUCAGCUGUGCAGCAUGUCCCAAUAUGAGUGGUGGAAGUUUGUGGCUUCUCAUUUCAGUGCUGGAUCGCAGUUUUGACGUCCUCAAUCAUCUUGUCCUGCAUCGAGUCAGUCAGGAUAACCACGAAGCCUGGUCUGACCAACAACAGCAACAGUAUCAUGUUAUUCCAUACAAUUAUGCAUUUGCACUUCAGGACUGCAUACUCGAGCAGGGCAUUACGACGUCAUACCAGAUUGUUCGUGCGCUAAGGGACGUAAUCUACACCGAGAUUGGGAUUAGCGGUGGCGUUCUUGGAGACAUCGGCAUGCACAACAAUGCCUUGUCGUCGUCAUCGUCCUCAUCCUCAUCAUCUGGGUUUCCCUCGCCAACCUCGAUGGAAACACCCGCACAGGAAUUCAUACACAAAAGCGACCGGAUCCACCAGACACGCAACCCCGAAUGCUCAGCCCUCAAGAACGGCAAGGCAAAAUCAAACAACGCCCUAUCGCCAAAUGAAAUCAGCUUUGUACUUCAGACCAUCCAUCGCUAUGAUACAUUGAUUGGCAACAUGCAGGCAAUCCUCGCUCGCAUCACUACUGCAGCUACUGCCCACGCAAACCCAGUUUCCUGGCCUAUUAGCAUGUCUGAAACCGCAACGACUCAAUGCGGAGGAGGUGUGGCACCAUACCAACAGGCAAUAACAAUGGAGGGAUUCCCACAACAGGCGCACCUGGACCAUGCAAGGCUCCCAUCAUACGAUAUGAUUGGACUUUCAUGA